This is a messenger RNA of Mesocestoides corti, 387 nucleotides long. The record is from the annotation of a GenBank genome assembly. NCBI's taxonomy places the organism in Eukaryota, Metazoa, Platyhelminthes, Cestoda, Cyclophyllidea, Mesocestoididae.
AUGGAUUUAUCGGCUACUGUAACCGCAGCGACAUCAAACGAUGAACUCUUUUCACCAGAAAAUGUAUUGAACAUUAAAGAAAACAAUUUUUGGCUGACGACUGGGAUAUUUCCUCAAAGUUUAAUUAUCUCGUUGAUGGCAAAAGUAAAGCUAAGUUCAGUCAAAUUAAUUUCAGCCUGCGUCAAAACAAUUUUGGUUGAAACCUCUCCAGAUGAUGCUGAAAAAUUCAAGGAGGCUGUUGAGAUGAAUGUGGAUUCGUGUGAUGGCCAAGUACAAAUCACGAGGAUUCCACUCAAUGGUGCAAUUUGCAAGCGAAUAAAACUUACUAUUCUAAGCGCGUAUGAUCAUUUUGCUGCUGUAUAUAAAUUUAUUAUGGAACAAACCUGA